UAUUACAAGGCACACCAUCGAGUCCCAAGCCCCGCGCAGUGCUCAGAAUGCCAACCGGUAACAUGCUGGCGCGGAGCGCACACGCAAUCUACGAUUACACAUCGCGGUCUGACGGGUUGACUGACAAAAGGCCUCGAUUUCCACUGCGGGUCUCGCUAAAUAAGAUUCAGGUCUUGAAGAACACCGACAACUGAACGGGCUUAUGGUUUGUAGGCAUCGGCGUUCCCUUGCCGUCUACUCUCUGCAAACCUUUGCCGCCGUUGUCAAACGAACUGGGCCGACUGCGGUGCGUAAGUGUACGGAUUCCUCAGGAGCUUUUUAAGCACUGUAGUCGCAAGCCUGAAGAAACCUGUACAUAGAGAGGAGACAGUGAGAAGCAGUUACAGUUUAGAGGUGGGCGGAAAAAUCCAGAAGAAUAUUCCGGGUAAAACCCACCAAAUCAGGUAUAGGGACUGAAAACCCAAUCCACUUAGACCAAGCCAGGAAUCGAACUCGGACCGCAGAGGUGGAAGGCCAGGAAAGUAGAAACUGUACCAACCUGACUCCCUGGUUGUCCAUCUUAUUGAGAACCCACGAAACCCAGGUUUGUCAAGGUUUUAUAUGGUAAUCAUGUGUUCUACUCUUGCAUCCGUUUGCGGACUGCUCUCACAAGUCACCCGACAAUUUUCUAACACACUGAUGCUGGUGUUUACGCUAGUGCUCUGCCUCGCCAGUGUAAUAGAAGGAGGGAUGCCCGCAGCGCCCAGAAACCUGACCCUGGUUGGGCAGGUUUUGUCGAAGCAGGUAAAGAUCAGCUGGGUCCCUGGCAACCCGCGAGACAACCUGACGGACUACGUCAUCGUCAACCGGGCACAAGGGAGCGACACCAUGACAGUCUCCCGCAUCGACCCGGAGUACACUUUCUAUACGCUAAAGGAUCUGAAAGAAGAAACUUCGUAUAUCGUGUACGUGAAAGCCGCAGUAGGCAACGUGCGUAGCUUGAGCAGCGUCAUGCUGGAAUUUCGAACACCUAGAACAGAGGGCCUGCAUCGCACUUUCACCACCAGCGCAGCCGACCUCGUCAUCGUUGUCAUGGUAUUGGCUCUCUGGCUUGCCGCCCUCUCUCUAUUCGUUCGCACCUGGCGGAAAAAGAUGAGCGGUGCCGCAACCUCAACCGGCGGCACUGGCACGCCCUUAGCCAUGCGCCUGCGCAGCCGGUACCGAAAGCCCUGGAUGUGGUCCCAGAAGUACCGGCCGGGCCGUGCCUACCCAGCCACGUGACCUGAUGACUAAAGCAACCAUUUACUUCUUGAGAUUAGGCAAGACGACCAGGGUCUGCUGGACGUUGAAGACAUCGCGCAGUUGGACGCUCGGAAACGCGUCUAUUCGCUGGUCACUGUCCUUGUCCUGUGGGUGUUCUUGGUGGCACUGUGUGUGAAAUACGGGGGCUUGGUGAGACAGCUUAGGGUGCACGUCUUCAGGGGGCAGGUCACUCCGAUGGAGGUCGACAGUGAAGGCUCCCUUGUCGAGAAAGAACUAUGACUCAGCGAUCGAAGGAAACAACAGCUUUGGUGUGUUAUCGGUGGCUCCUCAACCCUUUUGUAGCUUCUAUUCUGAACUAAAUCGAACAACUGUCCGGCUUUCCCCAUUUUACCCUGUGUCAACUUACAACCUCCUUAAAGUUACAAUGCCGAAGUGCAUGUGAAAGCAGGCAACCUUUGUGAAUACAGUAGAUCUAUGAAUAAGGACGUCACGCUUUGUUUACACAUGCUUUUUCCUAUGGCAUUGACUUGGGACGCAAUCCGUCGAGUCCCCAUAGGAAAACGUCACAUGCAAACAAAGCGUGACGUCGUUAUAUUUAAGGUAUAAUUUUUUUACGGCUACUUUCUCUCUUGCUUCUUUAAAUAAUUCAGACAAUCCAACAUAUUAGAUAUUUUCUGUAUCGAAACGUAUUUCAUCACUCUUUGAAAGGUGAACCAUCACGAUGUAGUCAAAGUAUGUACUCUUCAGCCUUUCCACUGUGAGGAAAACCCUCCAUUUUCAACAAAUUUAACUGAAAUUCUGAAAUUCCUGUUCAUGCGCCAUUAAGGAUUUGUAACGAAUAUUUCCUACCGUUUACACGCUUUUAUUACUGGUCAUUAUGGUUGCGUUGUACUCGGUAGACACCCGUCUGUGGUUUGAAACUGUCGAAGGGCGCAUAAAUGUGUCCUGAGUAUUGAAUUUUGGAGACAGGUGCCAGUCAGGAUGGCCGAGCGGUCUAAGGCGCUACGUUCAGGUCGUAGUCUACUCUGUAGGCGUGGGUUCGAAUCCCACUCCUGACAAGCUGUUUUUGAAAAUCUUUUGAACAACCCGAGACCACACGGCCAGGUGUGGGAGCCGUCUAACAGGGUAGUUCAUUUGUUCACAGUGAACCUCCUUUGGGCAUACCAUUUUGGAUGAAAGAAAUGUCCUGUAAGAUGGCUGCUGGGCAAGGGCCCCGAUGCUUACAUGAAAAAAAUGGACUUGUAUCGUAUUCGUUAAUUGUCAGAACAAGUGAAAAUGUCGUAUACAUUCUUAAGGAUAUUUGUCCGCCCACGCAUCUUUUGCAAUUGUUAUAAGCCUUGAAAGUGUUUUCCUUACUUCAAAAUCGUCGUCGAAGAAAGCAAAACUUUGAAAUCUGCCGCUGACAGUUGUGCUUGAAGUCAACACCGUGUUUUUACAUUCAGUUGUGGUAAAUUGAUGGACAGAGUUUGCUGGCUCGAAGCACAAAUGCAAAGUCCAUUCUUAAGGUCUGUUAUAUUUUACAUUUUGAUUGUAUUUUUUUUUUUAAAUGUUGUACAAUGAAAAGUUAGGUUGCCUUGAGAUAUACCUUCAUUUAGCGUUUAGAAUUGUUUGAUGUAGAACCAAAUAUUUGGUAUUUGAUAGCAAUGUCAAUACGUCACUACGCCGAAGCACUAUUGCACCGCUGAUGGUGCUAUGAUGAAAGGCCGUAUACCCCGAUUAUGAAUAGUAAGUACCUAUUAACUUGAUCCUUAUUCGUGUUGCCUCGAUGGCUGAGCGGUCUAAGGCCCUACGCUCAGGUGGGCGUGGGCUCGAACCCCACUUUCGACAAAACAUUAAUUUUUAUGUCAUUAGAAAAUUGUUAAUUAAAUGAACUAUCGUCCUGUACUGAUUAUUCAGUUAGAUUAGUUACCAUUUCUGAUAUCUCGCUGUUGCAAUUUUGUAAUUGCGGAAUGUAUUGACAUUAUUGUUACUAAAUUUCUUUAUUUCGAUGGAAUUAACCAACUUCCCCUUUUAUAAAAUGUUGUGACAUCAACAAAUGCCAAUUAUGUAUGGAAUGCAAUCAAAAAACGCUGUGAUUAUUUCUUUGUGGUACUUUUGUAAAAGUUAACUCUAGAACAUCGGAAUUUAGUAUCGAACAUUAGUUUGGGGGUCAUGAUGGUUUUGGUACAGGUUUUGCCUCCAGGCAUUUCUCUUUGAACUCUGUAGAUGAUUAAAAAACAGUGACUGAUACAUUUAAAUUUA
Molecule: messenger RNA, 3483 nt
Organism: Acanthaster planci (crown-of-thorns starfish)
Lineage: Eukaryota; Metazoa; Echinodermata; Asteroidea; Valvatida; Acanthasteridae
Molecular function (GO): protein binding
Source: RefSeq, a predicted model, not a curated record